This is a messenger RNA of Triplophysa rosa, 919 nucleotides long. RefSeq names its product basic transcription factor 3 (gene btf3). The transcript is spliced from 6 exons. Gene Ontology annotation, cellular component: cytosol; nascent polypeptide-associated complex. The coding region runs from base 112 to 600 and encodes 162 amino acids. Lineage: Eukaryota; Metazoa; Chordata; Actinopteri; Cypriniformes; Nemacheilidae. The record is from RefSeq and is a predicted model, not a curated record.
CUCUCGCUUCCAUCUUGCUCUCCGCGUGUGUUUGCUGCUAGCGUGCAGGUCAGUGUGGAGCUCUAAAAUACUUUAUUUCCUGCACAACCACUCCUGGUUCCGAGGUGCAAGAUGCGAGAAACGAUAAUGAAUCAAGAAAAAUUAGCCAAGUUGCAGGCGCAAGUCCGCAUUGGAGGAAAGGGCACUGCCCGCAGAAAGAAGAAGGUGGUUCACAGAACAGCAACUGCAGAUGAUAAAAAGCUUCAGUUCUCACUGAAGAAGUUAGGUGUAAACAACAUCUCUGGUAUUGAGGAGGUGAACAUGUUCACAAACCAGGGCACAGUGAUCCACUUCAACAAUCCCAAAGUGCAAGCCUCAUUGGCAGCCAACACCUUCACCAUCACAGGCCACGCAGAGACCAAACAGCUGACGGAGAUGCUGCCCUCUAUUCUUAACCAGCUGGGCGCUGACAGCCUGACCAGCUUGCGCAGACUUGCAGAGUCCCUACCCAAACAAGUUGGUGAUGGAAAGGCACCCGUAGCUGGUGGAGAGGAAGAUGAUGAUGAAGUUCCAGAUCUUGUGGAGAACUUCGACGAGGCUUCAAAGAAUGAGGCCAAUUAACUUCAUGGGAAGGAAAGGCGUUUGAAAUCUCCGGUCUCAGCAGAGACAUGCGGGACUUUUUCCAUUUCUUUUAUAAAUAUAUUGCAUCCCUGAAUCUUUUUUUCGUUCACUGCUGUGACCCCCUCGUGUCGAGGCUGAGAGUGUGAGAUUGUUUGUACCAUACAAGUUCAUGCACAGUGUAAUGAGUGUGUGUUUGCUUGUGCGGUCCAAGAGGCAUCGUUGCCUCCACCUUCCCUGUUACGGAGGCUUGGUUGUUGGCAGCCCAUUGAAUCAACAUCUGGAAAUAAACAUUUGCUAUUGACAAAAAGCUUAUUAAAUA